AUGUCCGUUCCACCACCAGACCCCGCAGGAACCCUUCCCAGAACCACUGGCCCUCUAAAGAACCGUUUGCCGAUAUAUAUCGGCGCCGGGGUAGCUACUAUCGCAGCAUACUAUUUCUACAAUGCCGGAGGAGAUGCAAGUGUUGCUAGGAAGAAGAUGAAACAGGACGCAUCUCGUGCAUCGGCAAGCAUCAGGGACGAGCUCCCUCACCGUGGCACAGAGAACAAGACUAGUGCUGAGGAGUCCAUGGCAAAAGCCGGCAGCGCUAUCGACUCCACAGUUCGUGAUGGUAAAUCACGCAUCACUGAAGGCCAACACAAACUCGAGGAGACGAAAGACAAGACCGGGAAGGCCAUCAUGUCGAAGAUUGACGAGGCAGAUCUUAAAAUCGAGAGCGAGUCUUCAAAAGCCAAGGGUGGAAUCGGUUCCUGGUUUGGCAGUAAAUAGGUCCGGAAUGAAAAGAAACGGUGUUUAUGGGAUGAAGCUCUUGUUUGUUUUGCCCUUCGGUUUCCUCAUUUUUUUUUUUAUUGAAUUAAGGUGGGAUGGGAAAGUGGAGACGGAAAUUAUACAAUUCCAGAAGUAUGCUGCAGAACUCUGUUAUACUAUGAAAGAAAACGAAUAACUGUCUCCCACAA
Messenger RNA from Tuber melanosporum (Perigord truffle), 635 nucleotides. RefSeq lists its product as uncharacterized. The transcript is spliced from 3 exons. The record is from RefSeq and is a predicted model, not a curated record. Lineage: Eukaryota; Fungi; Ascomycota; Pezizomycetes; Pezizales; Tuberaceae. The coding region runs from base 1 to 447 and encodes 148 amino acids.